AUGGAAGCUGCAACGAGCUCAAGACGAAGCUCCGCAACAGCCUAUAGUCGACCUAGGACCCGGCAGCGAGUUCACAAAGCACCACCAACUCUGGAAGUGCCAGACAUUGAAGAGAAUGCCUCUGAGAGAAAGCGGGUGUUGAAUGUCCUGGCCCAACGAAGAUACCGAGAACGUAGGAGGCAAGACCGUGUCGCCAAACAAAAGCAAGGAGACUCAGAGGGACAACCUGAUGGGGCAGGCUCUGACAGCCUGACUCCAACCGUGCCGGGCGCCGCCAACCUAGUUGAUCAAACAACAGACGACCUUUUGCCGUUCACUGAUGAUGGAAAGGACGCUAAUGCGGUUGGGUUCAGCCUGGACGCAGCUACGGCCUGGACGACUGAACCGUCAGAUGGGCUCGCUAUGUCGGAGUUCAUAUUCGGUACGAUGAACACGUCAAUACUCGACCAGAGUCCAACCAGUGCUACGACAAUGCUAAAUUUGUCUUCCUCACCGUCAACAGUUGACCCGGCGUCUGUCAUGAAUAGCUCGGCAUCCCCAUCGUCAUCUUUGUCUGAAUUCUCAGAUACCUACCUGCUUCCAAUGAAUGACCUUCAGCUACUCAAGGGCGUCCUGCAGGUAGCGACUAGACUUGGGUGUUCUUCUGACAUGUGGAACCCUGCGGCGAACUCGCCGUUCAAUGAAGGUGCAGGGACGCCGGCCGAGUUGCUUCCCGAGACCUGGAAGCCGACAACAGCCCAGAUUCUAACGCCCCACCAUCCGCUCAUGGACUUUCUCCCCUGGCCGGAUGUGCGGACCCGUGUCAUAAGCUUGUUCAGUCUUCCCGACGCGAUGCGACCGCCGACAGCACGUGGGCCUCUUGGACUGGUCAACUUCGCGUAUGACUUGGAAGACACGUCUGAAGGCGUGCGUAUUUGGGGCGCUGAUCCGUGUGAUGCAUCGAAUUGGGAAGUCGGCCAAACAUUUUUCCAGAGAUGGUGGUUUGUGUUUGACAGGAGCGUUAUUGAACAGAGCAACAAGUGGCGACGGCUGAGGGGUGCUGCGGCCUUGCAGCUGAUGCCUGGUAGCGUAAGCCCUGUAGUGGAUGAUGUCUGA
This is a messenger RNA of Colletotrichum truncatum, 1095 nucleotides long. RefSeq lists its product as uncharacterized. Lineage: Eukaryota; Fungi; Ascomycota; Sordariomycetes; Glomerellales; Glomerellaceae. The record is from RefSeq and is a predicted model, not a curated record.